AUGCCACUGAUGAACGUGUGUGUCUACGGCCUCUCAAGUCAGAUGCUGGAGGCUUUCUUUGUGCGAGAGUGCGCUCGAAGCGCGCAGCCGCUUGUGGCCUCCUCCUCCUCAGAGCUGCGAUUUGGUCUGGUGGGUGGAGGGGAAAGUAUGGGGGCAUGGGGGCUGAAGUGGCCUGUGGCACUCGAAUGUUGUCAGUGCCAGCGUGCCCCAUGCGUACGCGUUCCUUACCUCUUGCACCUACCCCACCACUGCGAUGAUGGUCAACAGUCUUCCGUGGAGCAUUACGUGGCCCAGGUGCGUCUCACAAGUCAGGAGAUGGACGGGUUACGUAAUCAGCAGUCCGCCGCAGAGCCCAUCUCCAUGCCGUGCCGGCUGGUCAUUCUGGAGGAUGCGUUCUUUCGCGUGCCGAGCACCCCAGAGUCGAGCAUCUGUGCCACUCCUGGGACUGUGAUUGCCGGGGUGGAUCAGCGGUACAGCCAGCCUUCGUCUCUCUGCAUCACGCCAUUCGAGCACGAAAAGGACGCGCUUACGGAGGGCAGCGGAGAGGCACCCCAAUGGCUGGCAGUGCUCGAUGUGCGCCGGCACCGCGAUGCCAGUCUCACAGUCGACAGUAAUCCUCUGGGUCACAGUGGGAGAAAUGAUGCUGCGAUCGCACCCGUCUGCUUCGGUUCCACUGGUGAGCAGUUCGCCUUGCUGUACAACUUGCCUGCACUGCCGCCACGCCCCUCUCUCCCGGUGCCUGUGAUGGUAUCAUCUGGCAUGGCUUUUCCGGCAUCCGAAGCUGACGCAGACGCUAGCAUCGGCUCAGCGAGCGACAGCAUCCCGCCCUUCUGUGAAUGCGGCCCUGACGGCGGUGAGUGCGCAACCGUCGGCAAUCCAGGCCCGUUGCUGUCUCUCACCUUCUACGCCAACGACCCCACCAAACCGUUCGACCAGGCCGCGUGGCAGUCAGAGCUGAUGUCGCAUCAGAGCGAGGUAAUGCGUCGGCGCAUGCGCGAGACCCCUGACGGGGUACCGUCGACCACUGUCUGCCAAAUCACAGGCGUGCGGCCGAUUCCGGUAGAAGGCAGCUGCUGGUGUCGUUCCAACCUGCCCAUACCCGCGUUGUUGGAGCAGCAGCUGAAUGAGAUGCGCAUGAGGCGUAGCUCUGCGGCUGCAGCAAGCAACGGCGGUCGGGACAGCUAUAGAGCAUCGAGCCCCGCAAUGUCUUCAACAUCGUCGGUAUGUACGAUGAACUCCUCUCACAGUAGCCAUCACCAUUCUCACGUCGAGAGCUCGCGGCGCUCGGCACGCAGCGGGGCCACGUCGCCGUCCGCUGGUUUCCUGGCCAAGGGCUGGUGUGUGCGACCGUUGCAGACGAUCAAGCCUGUUCUGCCCCAGACGGGCAACGUGGACAGCACCGGAAGAGUGCCGCUUGUGACGGCGCGUACGCAGCACGUGUGGACGUGCCUCCUCAACCUUCGCGAGUUGGAGGAGUUCGCGAUCGAGAUGACUGUCAAGGUUCCGUACAUAGCGGACGGCACAGAAGUUUCUCUUCAAGGCAAUACCGUGCUCUUCUCUGGCAUGCUGCGUUCCAGCACGAGCGGCACCGUACUCUUGCCAGUCUACUGCCCUGCACCCGCGGGUGCGCCGGUGGACGUUACGCCACUGUGGAUGAAACUGUACGUGCAGUACCUGCUAGUGUUUCCAUUUGAGGGAUCUGGGCAGCACGGCCCGCUGGAGAUUGUGCGAUCCUCGGAGACGUUUGCGUGGCUCACUGUCCCCACCUUGAUUGGUCACCGCGGGUUGGGAAAGACGUACGCGCGCUCGCCAUCCGCCUCUGGUGGCGCACCGCUCGUCAUAAAGUGCAGCGAGAACACCAUACCAUCAUUCCAAGCCGCGCACGCCCGAAAAUGCGAGAUGAUCGAGUUUGACGUCAUGCUCUCCAAGGACCGCGUGCCGGUCGUGAUCCACGACCCCCUGAUUGAGCUGAUGGCGCUGAAGCGAGAGGGCGUACGUGCGUGUCCGGGGAAGGCAGAGUACACACCGGUGCGUGCCGCGGUGCACAAGUUGAACUAUACGCGGCUGCGUGACCUGCACGUGCAGUGUUGCAAGUCCGUCGACCGCGUAUUUCCCACCAAAGACCUACUGAUACACCACUGGGAUAGUCUGCUGUCAUGGGCGCGCAAUUGCCAGCCCAAGGCGCUGAGGGGCUCCUCGUCGUCCACACAGGACAGCGUGUGCGGUGGUGUCUCAGCGCGGACCGUCAAGAGCUCUCUGAUGGGGGUGGAGGACUUUCCUAACGGUGUGCCCUCGCUCCGGGAGGUGCUGGAGCAGACACCACCGUCCCUGCACUUCAACAUAGAGGUGAAAUACCCUUUCCAGCCGCUCGUCGACUCGAAUCUCUUCCUGCAGAACGACGCGUUUGAGGUGAACGGGUUUGUGGACGCCAUCCUGCGGGUCGUCUUCGAGUUUGCGGACAACGGCCGCAAGAUCACCUUUAGCAGCUUCGACCCCAACGUGUGCCUUGCGCUGGCCCUGAAGCAGAGUCGCUACGAUGUCCUCUUCCUCAGCGACACGAAGGAGAUGCGCGACUUGAAGGACUACCGCUCCUUUUACGUGGAGGGCGCCAUCCAGUUCGCCUCUGCGCAGCACCUCGCAGGUGUUUCGGUGAACGCCGGGACGCUGCUGUCGCCAGAGGAUGAGGCGGUGCUGCCGAAUAUUCCUGAGGCGCCGCUGCACGGUUCGGCCGAACGCGGCCCCGUAACGGCAGAGCUCUUCCACGCUGAUGACCCACAGCAUGCUCCACCCACCGUGCCGUCGUCCUUUGGUGCUUAUGGACGUGCUAUGGUCGCCGAGAUGCACCACCGACGGCUGAAAGUGUGGACGUGGGGCGACAUGAACAGCUACCUCUACUUUGCCUACGUGCAGGCGGCCAAGAUGCAGGUUGACGGCGUGAUUGGGGAUCGCAUGCCAGUGUUUUCCUCCACGAGCUGA
Leishmania mexicana MHOM/GT/2001/U1103 is the source of this 2976-nucleotide messenger RNA. RefSeq names its product related to multifunctional cyclin-dependent kinase pho85-like protein. The transcript has a single exon. The coding region runs from base 1 to 2976 and encodes 991 amino acids. Gene Ontology annotation, biological process: glycerophospholipid catabolic process. The record is from RefSeq and is a predicted model, not a curated record. Gene Ontology annotation, molecular function: phosphoric diester hydrolase activity. NCBI's taxonomy places the organism in Eukaryota, Euglenozoa, Kinetoplastea, Trypanosomatida, Trypanosomatidae.